Messenger RNA from Endocarpon pusillum Z07020, 399 nucleotides. RefSeq names its product Histone H2A-beta. Lineage: Eukaryota; Fungi; Ascomycota; Eurotiomycetes; Verrucariales; Verrucariaceae. Gene Ontology annotation, molecular function: DNA binding; structural constituent of chromatin; protein heterodimerization activity. The transcript is spliced from 3 exons. Bases 1 to 399 code for a protein of 132 amino acids. The record is from RefSeq and is a predicted model, not a curated record. Gene Ontology annotation, cellular component: nucleosome.
AUGUCUGGAGGUAAAUCAGGUGGCAAGUCAAGCUCUGGCAAGAAUGCUCAAUCCCGCUCGUCGAAAGCUGGUCUCGCGUUUCCAGUGGGCCGAGUUCAUCGUCUUCUGAGGAAAGGCAACUACGCCCAGCGUGUCGGUGCUGGUGCUCCAGUCUACCUCGCUGCCGUCCUUGAGUACCUCGCCGCUGAAAUUCUCGAACUGGCCGGGAACGCCGCCCGUGACAAUAAGAAGACUCGAAUCAUCCCUCGUCAUCUCCAACUCGCCAUCCGAAACGAUGAGGAAUUGAACAAGCUCCUCGGCCACGUCACAAUCGCUCAAGGUGGUGUCCUGCCAAACAUCCACCAGAAUCUCCUGCCAAAGAAGACUGCCAAGGGCAAGCCUGGAAGCCAAGAGCUAUGA